Fragaria vesca subsp. vesca is the source of this 1855-nucleotide messenger RNA. RefSeq lists its product as uncharacterized. Gene Ontology annotation, biological process: signal transduction. The transcript has 5 exons. NCBI's taxonomy places the organism in Eukaryota, Viridiplantae, Streptophyta, Magnoliopsida, Rosales, Rosaceae. The record is from RefSeq and is a predicted model, not a curated record. Gene Ontology annotation, molecular function: GTPase activator activity. Bases 193 to 1626 code for a protein of 477 amino acids.
AAGCUUCUUCAUCUCCACACCACCACACCCCCCUCCUCCUCUUCAAACUCAACGCCUUAAUCAAUUACACCUUCUCCCCAAAGCAACCUUCUUUACCAAACCCACCUCACCUUCUCUCUCUAAAUAGCAACUCCCCCAUUCCACUCCCCCAUUUUUAUUAUUUUCUCCCUCUUUUUUUUCCCAUUAGCAAAAAUGGCUCGCUUGUUCCGAUCCAAAUCUUGCGGACUCAUCGAGCUCAACGUUGCUCCUCCCAACCAUGAAGACGAAGAAACAGAGAGAGAAGAAGAAGAAGACGAUGAUGAUGAAAAGGGUUACGAAUUUGAUGAAUAUGAAGAAGAGUCGUGUAAAGUGUCGACCCCAUUUCUGAGUCCGAUGAGGAGAGCCAGUAGGGCUCAUAAAGGUCGAGACUUUAAUACAGGGCAGACCAACAACAACCAGUUUGCGAUUGUGGAUAUUCUGGUGGCGGCUCUGAGGAAGUCUCUGAUCACUUGCAGUGUGGAGAGGGAUGACGUGGCGUCCUCCAUUGAUAUUAGCUCACCUACGGAGGUGAGGCAUGUAUCACAUGUGACGUUUGAUAGGUUCAAUGGGUUUCUGGGUUUGCCUACUGAGCUUGAGCCUGAGGUUCCCAGAAAGGCACCUAGUGCUAGUGCUAGUGUGUUUGGGGUCUCUGCUAAGUCAAUGCAGUGUUCUUAUGAUGACAAAGGAAACAGUGUGCCAACAAUACUUCUUAUGAUGCAAAAGCGAUUAUAUUCAGGAGGAGGCCUUAAAGCAGAAGGAAUAUUCAGAAUAAAUGCUGAAAAUACUCAAGAAGAGCUUCUUCGGAACCAAUUAAAUAGUGGUGUAGUGCCUGAUGGCAUUGAUGUUCAUUGCUUGGCAGGUUUAAUAAAGGCAUGGUUUAGAGAGCUUCCAACACGGGUACUUGAUUCUCUUACACCAGAACAGGUGAUGCGCUGCAACACAGAGGAUGACUGCACAAGACUUGUGAAUUCACUUCCUGCAACGGAGGCGUCACUACUCGAUUGGGCUCUCAAUUUGAUGGCAGAUGUUGCGCAGAAUGAACAAUAUAAUAAAAUGAAUGCACGCAACAUUGCUAUGGUUUUUGCUCCUAACAUGACAGAGAUGGCUGAUCCUUUAACAGCACUACUACAUGCGGUGCAAGUUAUGAAUUUCCUCAAGACACUAAUCUUAAAGAUCCUACAUGAAAGAGAGGAAUCAACUGCCGCUGAGGCUACACAGAGCUCAUCGUGCUCAAAAUCUCUCAACUACAAUAAUGAUCUUUCUUGUUCAAUUAUGGGACAUGUUCAGGACAACUCAUUCAGGACCACCACUAUGGACAGCCCUGAGGCCUGCAUUGAUGAGAAACUCUGGUGCUCUCCUGCAAUGAGUGACGAGGAAGAGGAAAUCGAAUCUGAUUCCAAUAGUAGCCCAUGUAGCAAGCAUGAACUUGAGUGUUCGGAAACUGUUUGUAGAUCAGGUGGAUAUGAAGCUGGAGACUGGUUGAGUUUGAGGAAAGGAGUGCGGAAGCUGUGCAACCACCCGGUGUUUCAGUUGAGUAAGCCGGCUAAGAAGACUGCAAGUGUUGGGAUUGUAAAUGCUAGGGGAGGAGGUGGAGAAGCUUGGGCAUAGAAGUGGGAAAGCUGGGAAGUUUUUGUAUUUGUUCAUAUGUUUGUGGUUUGUGUAAAACAUUUUGUUAGUAUAGAUAUCAGGGUUUCGGUUGAUUCUCUAGUCAGAUAAAAUGUUUGGAAGGAACUGAGUAGAGGGGUCUAGUGAAAUAGUGGGACUCUUUAAAGGACAGCCUUGCACCAUUUAAUUAAUAACUGUGUGGUUUAAUAACAAUGAUGGGGAGUUUGAUUGA